AGUGCAAGAGAUUUGAAAGCAAUGGAAGCUCAAGAUUCUGAGUAUUUCCAUUACCACAUUUUGGCGGAAGUGGUUCUUUGGGAGGUGGAAGCAACACAAGCAGUAGUGGCAGUGGAAUGCGAGUACUUCGUAUAUCCUCUCUAGGUGGAUUAGACCCAGAGACGGCCGAAAUUGCUGAGGAACAACUUCUUGGCACAGACAUCAUGUUCUUUGUGGCCUUUGCAGCUGCUUUUAUCUUCAACUGGGUAGGGUUCGUGUUGCUCCUUUGUUUCUGUCACACAGUAGCUGGCCGCACAGGAGCUCUUGCAGGGUUUGGUCUUUCCUUGGCAAAGUGGGCUGUUAUUGUUCGCCAUUCCACAGACCUGGUAGCUGACUCCAACACUUGGCUUCUGUGGCUCAUUAUGGCUCUUGGUAUGCUGAUAUGUAUGCGUGCCAUCCUUCAGUAUGUUCAUGCUAAGCGAGAGUGGCACCAAGUCCCCCAUAAUUCUCGCCAUAGAUUUUUCCUCUUUUAUUGAGUCUGUUAAUGGAAAAUCAAGUUGGGGGUUUACCUCUUCAUCUGAAGCAUUUGAGUUUAUGUCAAUCAUCACCCAUAUAUUCUUUUUAGACAGCUGUUAACUUGUUGCCAAGAAUGUUUCAAUGAAAUGUGCUGACAAUGGAUCAUCAUAUGAAUGUUGAAGUAUACUUGGAGGUAAGUUAAGUAGAAAUGGAUGCAUUGCUAUACUUCUUUUAUGCAUAUACCUAAGCUCUUUGGCAAUCAUUCAGAUGAAAUUGGAGCUUUUCAAUAUUGUAGUAGGGCCUUAUAAUUCUGGUAACUAGAGUACAGUAAUAAGGCUAUACAAAAAGUUCUUAGGCUGAUAUUCAUUUUUUUAAUAAGCCUAUGAAUGACUUAAAUCAUUGGUAUUAUAUUUGUAUUAGGUCAUGUUUAUCAUUGAACAUGAAUAUUUAUUGCAGUGCACAGUUGAAAAUUUCUCAUUAAAGGAAACCAUCUUUAUGUAUUUUGUAGCAUGUUGAAUUGUAGUGGAAAGCUUACAUAUAUAUACAAUAUACCUAUAAAAUGUUCAUAGCUGUUGGUGUGUUGGGUAAAAGCCACAUGUUUUAGGACACCUGUAUUUUGUUACCUGCUCAUCACAGUUCUUGCCACAUUCUUCAUGUUAAAACUUAUUUUUUUUAAUUAGGGUUGAAUUUUAGCAGUAAAGCAUUUAAAAAAUUAAACUAGUUUUUAUCUUUAUGGGGUUUUAAGAGCCAAGUGUUUAGGACAAGAUAUGAAAUGUGUUUACUCUCUUAAAUUUAGGAUAAUUAGCUGUCACAGUGCAUAUGUUCACUACCUGUAAGAAAGAGGCAACUGUUUCAUUUGGAUUGUUAGCUUGAAUGAUAAAUAGUUUAUUCUCAUUUGCUUUCUUGGUACAGGUGCAGUGUAGGCAUUAUCUGUAUUGGUUAAGUUGAAAUGUUGUUAGUCAAAAGUCUGCAAGUUUUAAUAUGCAUGAAAAAUUCAUGAGAUUCUUUAGUAAAAAGUGGCAAAAGAAUUUGAGAAAAAUUAUAGAAAAUAUUAUGCAAAAUGUCUAUGCUUUUCUAAUGUACUGUGUACUAGUUACGCGUUUAAUGCUGUUGGAAGUGUAGCUUGAGUACAAGUAUUGUACAAUUUUGAUAUAAAACAACCAUUUAUUACCACUGGCAGUGAAGCUAAGACAUAUACAAAUAAAGAUGAGCUUGAUGAGAUCAUUCAUGUUUAGAAUGUGGCUUAUUAAAUAUCUGAAGGAUUAUAGACAUAAUAGUAAAUGUUCUUUGAUAUUUGAUUUGUUAGGGUUUUAAGAACGUAUUUUCUGGGUAUUUAUAGUUAUAUCUAAGAGAAGCACAAACCUUCCAUAGAAUUUCCAUUUUCUUGAUGUUGAAUCGUUUUUGAACUGAUAUUUUUACCAAAAAUUAUUGAGAAGUGAGGAAUUUUUUAACAUAUACUAGAAGGGGCUCAUUUCCAUCCGAUUAAUCUCUAUUUUACCGGAAUGUCUUCGUUGCUUUGUCAUUUAGAUUAUAGGUAACAAAAAUACUGUAAGUAACAAGAGUAAAUGAUUUUAUUGUGUAUGAUCACUUCACUGACCAGGAAGGGACCUUUUGUGUUUUUAAUCCUAUUUUGUAAUUUUUAAAGAUAAACAUAGCCACAUAUACAGGUUUAUAAACUGAUCACUGUAUGGAAGUAAGCAAUCAAAGUAUAAAAGUAAGUGGACAUUUUUAUUUGAUAUAGCUCAUCAUGUUUUGUUGUUAUACAAUUAUUCAAGAGGACCAUUGAAGAUGUUAGUUUGCAAACUAGUCUAUCGUAAUAAUCUUUAUCAUAAGGUAGACUUCACACUUGUUUUGUUUAUCUGCAUGCUUAUUGUUUUUAGGGAAAUGCUUUCUUUCUUGACAUAAAGUUGUUUGAUUAAAAUUUUGAUCAACAGCAUGUAGAACUUUGAAAGAUGUUUGAAUUGUUUUAAAAGUACUGGGUUAUCAUUUUGAAGAAAAAAUCUGAAUGCAAUAAAGAUAAACUUUUAGUGGCGGGUCUGCUUUAAGAGGAUAGCAAAUGGUUAUUUACAAAGUAUGUGGACAAAGUACUGAAAUGAUUUUAUUUGGUGAGUAGGUGAGCAAAAUAUCUUUAAAGCUUGUGGCCAAAACUGUUAACCUUUCUGUUAUGUACAAUCACUUGGAUAAAGUUUUCAACCAACACAAGCACAGUUACCUUAGUUAGAAGGAAAAUGAGUUUUGGGGAUUUCAUGUAAAUAUUCAAGGUUUGAGUAUCCAGUUGCAAAAAAGGCUAGUUUAUUUUGUGGUUUUCAGACAGCCUAUUGUUGGUGCUACCUCAGGCUUUACAUAAACUCACAACUAAAGAACAAUAUUGACUUUGUGUGGUAGCUUUACAUUUUCCUUUCAUUAACUGAGAUUGCAUGGCCCUUUGGAUCAUAGAUUUUGUUGCUUAUAACAUGGACAGAUAUUGUUAGGUGGAUUUAGAGUGCAUUAACAUGUUCUGCAUAAUAUUCUUUGACAGUAUUUAAAGGUUGAUGGGAUGGUUGUUGUAUAGUCCUUUUUCAAUCAGGGAAAUUACUGAUUGGCAGAAUAAUAAAGAAGCUUGUGGCACACAGGUUGUACUGAUAAAACUUUUAAAAUUGAUGCAGGGCCUUUUUAAAUUUGUUUUAUUGUUUUGAAGUCUCUUUUAGAGCUCAUGAUGAGUUUUAAGAUUUUCAUAGUACUUAGAAAACAUUUUUCUCUCUCUUUCUGUGUGUGUGUAUGUUGUAUAUCAUCUUUUACCAAAAUAAUUUAAUAUAUCAGUUGACACAUAGUUUGCCAUCUGACUUACUGCUGUGAUGUAAUUAAUUAUAUUUAGUGGAAAUGGAAACUUUUUUUUUUUUUUUUUUUUUUUUUUUUUUUUUCCUUCCUCCUAAAUAGAUCUUUCUUUAAGCAAUAUGGAAGGCUCUUUAUAGCAUUUGUUGCAUUUCUCUCAUUCAUUUACUUUCAUCUAUUUCCUCAAGUCCCUUCUGAUCUAGAUAUAAAACUUCAUCUUUUCUUGUAAAUUGUAUAGGCCAACCCUAAUCGAGUGAGGAGAUGACGUUGUGUGUUUCUGACUGUUUAUUUUGGGUUUGUGUGCUACUGACAAUGUAUUUUGGAUAUAAUUUUUUAUUGCCAGAUUGAGUUUUAAACCAUGAGAGUAACCAAGUACAUUUUAAAAUGUUGUGCUUGUCACAGCCUAUAAGUUUUGUGUGUGUGUGAGAGAGAGAGAGAGAGAGAGAGAGAGAGAGAGAGAGAGAGAGAGAGAGAGAGAGAGAGAGAGAGAGAGAGAGAGAGAUAUAACCCAUGUUCUUGUCCACUUACUUUCAUUUAUAUGAAACAAUUGUUUUAUUGUAGUACCAUCAUUUCUUUGUUUUCUUUUACCCAUAACUAUUUUGUGAUAUAACUGAGCUUUACAUAUUCAUUUUAUUUUUGUCAGGACAGAAUAUAUUUUGGGGUACAUAAUCACAACUUAAAAUUACAGAACUUUAAAUGCUGUUUAGAUAAAAGAAAAAUAGACUACGUGCGUAUGCCAGUUAUUGUCACUCUAGUAUGUUUAUGAUAGAUAAGUAUUGCCAGAUGCUCAUCAGUGUUGUUCAGUAUACUACUUUUAAGUUAGUUAUUUGAAAUGCUGUGUAUAAUGUACUAGUACUUGGAAAAAGUGAAAUUUGAUAAGUUUUUCGUGACAUCCUUUGUUAGCCUUGUGCAUUAGUGUUGUAUUGCAAUAUUGCUAGGCCGUUUCUUUAGCUGUUGAACCAGUUCUGACAAAAAGUUGAGGUGUGCUUGCAAUUGAAUUAAGAGUUAGUGAGCAACUGUAACUGGGUAAUGGGAAUACAAUAGAAGGUUAGGGAUUUCUGAGGCAUUAAAAUUCAAAAUUGGAAACCUAAAAGGUAAUUCAUUCAUAAAAGUGAACGUUUCAAAUAUCUUUGGCUUUUACCAUUGCUUUAGAAUGAUGAAGAGAUUUAUGAAUUAAGCUAUAGCCUUCUUUAUGUAGAUAGAUGAAAAGUAAAUAUUUAUGUACACAGACUUUAAACAUUUAAAGAUAUAUUAAGAAUUGAGAAGCCAUUGAAAUAUUGUAAAUUUUGGUUUACUUUUCAUAUUUUAUAUACAUAUAUAUAUAAAUAUACAGUAUGUUAGUUUAUAGGCUUACAUCCCUCAUUUUCACCUACCUAAACUUUUUUCCUAAUGAUGAAAGGAUAUGUUAAGGAACUUAUGAGAUAAUCCUUCAGUAUUCAUCUUGGACAUUCUUAGCUUUAGAUGUGACCCAUCAUUUUCACUGCAGUAGAGCAUCUAGUCAACUGGCAAGGUUUGAUUACGUAUUUUUAUCAUUUAGCAAGAAAAAGGAUUUUAAAGAAGAUAUAACAGUGAUCAAUAAUGUGCUCAGAUCUUCAUUCCAUUGUGUGAGUGUUAAAGAAACUGUGUUGUAUUCAUAAGGGAAUGUUUUGUGUUUAGUAAUAAUGGGAAACUUUAAUUGAAAAAAUUUAGUCAUGUGUUCUUUAUUUUAUUAGAAUGCUAUAGUUUCCCUGAUUCUGGUGGUGUUCAUAAUUUCUUCCUCUCCCUUGUUUCAAGCAUACCUUAAGGAAAGUAAAAUACAUAUAGCCUUUUUUUUACAUUUUGAAUAAAGUUUUAUCAAGAAUGAAUGGAAGGUUUGCACUAAUUGCACGAACAAAUGUUCUUUACAUUUUGGAUCCUGUAAUGUUGAAGUGUAGGUUCCAGUGAAAACUUUGUAGUUUAUGAUAGUUUUGCUAGUGUUGGCAGGUCAUACUUUCAGGUGUUUGGUAUCGUAAAAUUCUUGACAAAAGCAUUUCAAGAGAGUUAUCAAGCAAUACUAAAUAAUAACAGCAAAAAAUGUUGACAAGAAUUAUUGUUCAUUUUAUGUGAUGAUACUUAUUUGGUACCAUGUGCAAAUAAAGCAGACUUUUAACUCUG
This is a messenger RNA of Macrobrachium nipponense, 5439 nucleotides long. RefSeq names its product NEDD4 family-interacting protein 2-like. Lineage: Eukaryota; Metazoa; Arthropoda; Malacostraca; Decapoda; Palaemonidae. Gene Ontology annotation, biological process: positive regulation of protein ubiquitination; ubiquitin-dependent protein catabolic process; vacuolar transport. Gene Ontology annotation, cellular component: endoplasmic reticulum; Golgi apparatus; perinuclear region of cytoplasm. The coding region runs from base 117 to 515 and encodes 132 amino acids. The transcript has 4 exons. Gene Ontology annotation, molecular function: WW domain binding. The record is from RefSeq and is a predicted model, not a curated record.